Linum trigynum is the source of this 2324-nucleotide messenger RNA. The record is from the annotation of a GenBank genome assembly. NCBI's taxonomy places the organism in Eukaryota, Viridiplantae, Streptophyta, Magnoliopsida, Malpighiales, Linaceae.
CAAGCCAAAACCUUCUUCUUAACCUUUACCUUUCUCCCAAACAAAAAUGUCGAAAACUCCUCCACCACCACCAACAUUAUUCUUCCCUUCCAUAGUAUUCUGCUCCACCCUCUUCUUCCUUCUCUUCCUCCUUCCACCAACAUCAACCCAAGAAGUUGACGACGAGAGAGAGUUCGAUUACGUGGUAGACAGCGAGAGAGGGCCAUCUAGAUGGGGAGAAAUGCACCCAGAAUGGCACAGUUGCAACAAUGGCACGAUGCAGUCUCCGAUCGACAUGUUGAACGACAGGGUCGACGUCGUCUCCCAUUUGGGGAGGCUCAACAGAAGCUACAGUGCUGCCAAUGCGACUCUCAAUAACAGAGGCCACGACAUGAUGUUGAAGUGGGAAGGUGAUGCAGGGAGCAUUCACAUCAAUGGAACUGAGUAUGUUCUCCGCCAGUGUCACUGGCACUCUCCUUCUGAACACAGUGUUAAUGGGAAGAAGUAUGCCAUGGAGGUUCACAUGGUUCAUGUGAGUGAGGACGGGAAGAUUGCUGUGGUUGGGAUUUUGUACACUAUUGGGAGGCCCGACUCGUUCCUUGAAUCGAUAUAUGAUCAUUUGGAGGAUAUUUCUGGAAUUGAGAAAGACGAGAGGGUUGUUGGACUAGUGGAUCCAACGGACAUUAAGAUCGGGAGCAGGAAAUAUUACAGAUAUAUCGGCUCUCUCACUAUCCCUCCCUGCACAGAAGAUGUUUCUUGGACUAUUGUGAAGAAGGUCAGGACCGUCUCUAGAAAACAACUGAGAGUGCUCCGCGUAUCUGUUCACGAUGAUGCAAACACGAACGCUAGGCCAAUACAACCGAAAUUCGGAAGGAAGGUGGAACUCUUCAGACCAGAAGACAAUGUGCAAAGCCAAGAUGAUUCUAUUAGUAAUUAGGGAGUAGUUUGUACAUUGUAGCAAGACUCUCAAUGUUUCUUUUUUACACAUGAAUAGAAAACCUUCUAUAAUAAAAGAACUCAAUGAUGUCUAUCCGUCUACCAUAUACAUUUGUAUCUCUUUCCCUUGCUGGUUCACUUCUUCAACUUGUUUAUGUCAGCAACAAAUAAAAUAACUUGUACUAUAUAUGGUGAGAUCACAAUAAUACACGAACCAUGUAAUUUGCAUAGUACAAUCGUAAUUGUACAUGUUCUUAGGAUGUGAUGACGUCACAUUAUCUAAUUACUAGUUGAUUUAUUCUUCAGAUAUUUUGAAUAUAUCCAUUGAUGAUCUCAUAUGAUGUCUCUCCUUGCUGCUUAAUUUCUGCAACUAUGUCAGGAACCUGACAACAACAAAUAAAAUUAUUUAUAUGUAGUACUAAAGUCAACUAUACUGAACAAACCAUGUAAAUGCACAGUACAAUUCUUGUAUGUAUUCGUAUGUGAUAUGGUGGCUCUUUAACAAGACAAAAGAUUAAUUGAGAUUUUGUGGUGUGGUUUUUCAUGAUAUGUUUUUAUUUAUUUGCGAAAAGAGCUUUGAUUCCAUUAGAUGCAAUUAGGGGUGUCAGUUCGGGUCGGGUUCGGUUAUCCAAACCGAAACCCGAAAUCGAAAAUCACUAAAACCGAACCCGAACCCGAUAAGGACUUGCGGGUUCCGGUUACCCGAAACUCGUAAAUUUCUUAUCGGGUUCGGUUAAAGCAAAACCGAAAUCCGAACGCCUAAAAAUACGGCCUGAGUUCUAUUCAUUGGAGGUUUUUAGACGGAACCCGAAAAAUCGAUAAGCAAAAUCGAACCCGAAACUGAAAAACCCGAAACCCGAAACGAACCCGAAAAACCGAAAAUGUGUAUAAUCGGGUCGGUUUCGGGUAAACCCAAAAAACCGAACCCGAAUUGACACCCCUAGAUGCAAUAAACCAUAUGUGGUAUAAAGUAGGGACAAACUCAAAGAAGUAAGAGACAAAGGACAUAAAUGGGUGACAAUUUUGUACCUUACGUAUCCGUUAAACAUAUUACAUCGCUAAAAUUUCUUGCAUUUUGUUCUAGACAUAGUGAAAAUGAAUUGAACGAUAACGUUAGCAUAGUAGUUUAUUAAAAAGAAUGUUAUCUGAUUUUAUUAUUUCCAGUAAAUGUGAGGCGAAAUUGCUCAUUACAUUGCGAUCUGUGUUCCAUUGGAUUGGGAUCAAUGAACCACUUGUUUACUGAGUGUUGAGUCUUCAAAGAGCCAUUCUUAGCUCUGUUUGGUAAGUUCACAGUAAGAACACCAGGGCAGACUCGGUACGAAGAGUUUGUAAUGGACUGAUUUGGCAAUUUAUGACAACCUUAACGAAAUUCAAUAGUCAAUGACUAGCAAUGAAAUGAGACUUAAAGU